This is a messenger RNA of Entamoeba invadens IP1, 1653 nucleotides long. RefSeq lists its product as hypothetical. Gene Ontology annotation, molecular function: nuclease activity. The record is from RefSeq and is a predicted model, not a curated record. The transcript is spliced from 4 exons. Bases 1 to 1653 code for a protein of 550 amino acids. Lineage: Eukaryota; Evosea; Mastigamoebida; Endamoebidae.
AUGGGAGUGGAAGGGCUUACUGCGAUUGUCGAGCCUGCAGUGAAGAAAGUCAAUCUCUUCAGAUACAGAAAUUCUACUAUUGUAGUCGACACAAACAACAUCGUUUCAAGUCUAUUAAGUCUAUCUGACGUUGAAUUGCGUAACUACUUUACUUUCCUCAACAUUGUAGCAAGUAAAAGUGCUUUGAAAUUUAUCUUUGUGUUUGAUGGAACCCACCAUUCAGACAAAAUUAAAGAGGUCAUCCGACGGCGUAAUGAUGGUACGAAAAAAGCUUGUAAGUUCUUUUCAGAGCCAAAUCAGUAUAAGAUCAAGCGUGGCAAGUUACUCAACUUUGAACGGUUCUUGAUGUGUAUUUUGAAGUCAUUAAAUUUUCAGUGUGUACGAGCUGUGUAUGAGGCUGAUCCACUCGUCGCCUCAUUAGCCAGAACACAUGGCGCGACUUUUAUUAUGUCAUCAGACAGUGAUUUUUAUUUGUCUGAUGUUCCUUAUGUUAUUAAAGCAGAUGAAUUUUGUCAUCUUAUUAAAUGGAAAGCAAAGAAAGGAAGACUCGACAAUAUCCGAUCUUUGUACGUUGAUUGCGUCGACACGAAAAUGGUCGAUAACUAUUGUUUGCAAUUCAAUCGCGACUUCUAUCCGAUCUUCUCGGCACUCGCUGGCAACGACUACACAAAAAGCUUUGCACCUCUGUUUACCCACAAGAUCGAAAUUUUCACCGACAACACACUCAAAACAGACAUCAGGGACAUUGUCAAGUUUUUAAGGACUUUCAAACGCCUUAAUCAACUUGUUGAAUACAUCCACAAGCAGUCUAAAGAAAAAGACGAGAAGUUCUUUCAAGCAAUUGAGAUGACUAGAAUGGUUGCUGAACCCUCCUCAGAAAUCGAAAAAGAAACAGCGCAGUUGGAAAUGGACCAUUUAGCAUAUCAAACAUGCGCAAAGUACUUUGGAAACACUAUUGAAUUACUCAACCCGGACAAUAUCGCUUUCUCGGAAAUCCACUGCGACCCGAAAAGAAAGCCGUUGUAUCUAGUCGAACAACCAAUUCGCGCUAUCAUCUUUGGGUUUAACACAGAAGAAAUUGUUACUGAGAAUGAGGCCACUGGAGAUGUUUACGGGACUGUGAAAACAACACCUACUCGACUGAUGAAGUACACCGAUUUUAUAAAAAAAUCAUCACCAGAAAGAAUUGAUAUAGUCUUGAAAGGAAUUUUUGGAACGAAUGAGGCAAUUUUUAAAUUGUGGAAUAAUGUGCCAUGUGAUGACGUGUGGAAAGCAAUGGUAGUCACUCUCUUUGCGUGGCUGAAAAAGAACUCGGACUUUUCUGAGCGCGAGAUUCAGUUGGGGUUUCACACAGCAGCACAACUCAUUUUAGACCCAACCAAACGAAAAAUGUAUAGUAUCAAAAAGGACCAACGAAGUGCAACACAUGUCUUCACCGCUUACAAUAUCGUGUCGUACGACUUCUUGGAACUGUUUAUCGACUAUUGUGAUGUGCCUUCUUUCAAUGUAGAAAAGAUUCAUAUUGAGCCUGCCGCAUUCAUUCAGUAUUACAGCGACGUUCCAUUCACUGAGAAUGAGUUUGACCAGUUGGUUAAAUCACAAGACAUCUACAAAUCCUUUGCUGAAACCGUUUUGAAGAAUAAUUUUGAUUGA